AUGCUUAUCGACGGUAAAAAGUGGGCUUGCGAAGCUUGCAUACGGGGCCACCGUGUGACUAGCUGCAAACAUCAUGACCGGCCGUUGAUUCGCAUCAAGCGCAAAGGUCGUCCUUUCGCAACAUGCACAAUGUGCAACGCAACACCGUGCACAGCUCCGAGCGAGCACGCGCGCGCCAAACGUGACGCAGAGCUCAAAUGUCCAAAAAAAGCCUCCAACGCAAGACAUUACCCGCGGAAUCAUAGCACGAACGGUUUCCUUCCUAUAGCGCCUCGUCCUGGCCCCGGUCCUGGGUCGGCCGCAGUGUCGAGGUCCAGUUCCGUGAACGAGAAGACUUCGACCACAGCCGUGACCAAGUUGAAAUCUAGGUCGGGAUCCAGACAGGACUUUGCUGAGACGCUGCCUUCGCGCUCUGCUUCUUCAGCCUCGGCGAAGACCCCCGCGUACCAUGAUGCCGUUGGAGCAGGAGAUUGGUCUGGCUCGGAAGGGUCGUUCUCGGGAUGCGAAUCGUCAGGUCGGACUGUGUCGUUCUCCGCGUCGAGGAUUCCCGGAUCAGAGUCAAGCCUGAACCUGCACGCUGUGCAGGAUUCUCCCCUUCCGAAAUCCGCGCCCGGUUCGUUGUGCGACUAUCCCAUUUUCACGGGAGCCGAGGCCACCAAUGCUGCGAAUGUUUUAUUCGAUUCGGCAUACACUCUUUUGCCCUCGACCUCAGCUGUGUCGUCUGAACAGACACAGACAUUGCCAAUGGUCAGUCCUCUGGAAAAUGUAAACCCCUUUGAAUUCCCACUGGACCCGACGCUGGCGUUAGGUUUUGGUGAGCUCGGCGAGUUGGAGGAUAUGAACAUGGAUCUGGGGAUGCCCAUCGUGGAGGGGGCGUUUCACGUGGAGGACUGGUCGAGAUACAUGUGGUCGGCUGAAACAGGAUUUGAGCAUUUGGAUACUGGAUUCCCUGUGUCUCAAUAA
Molecule: messenger RNA, 963 nt
Organism: Penicillium salamii
Lineage: Eukaryota; Fungi; Ascomycota; Eurotiomycetes; Eurotiales; Aspergillaceae
Source: the annotation of a GenBank genome assembly